CUGAAUUGAAAGCUGUUCUACGUUUAAAGAUAGAAAAUGAUUGUAUAACAUGAAUCUUGAGCAGCCUUCUUAUCUCUUAUUCCAAUGAUUCAAUCUUGGUUUAGUUUGAAUGGAAUCUUGUUCUUUCCUCCCUUAUGAGGCAAGCCUAAGAAUGGGAAAGGAACUUUGGCUAUUCCUUUGAACUGAAGAAAACUUCAUUCUGAUUCUGAAUAAGGAAUCCUUUUAACCGUAUAUGAACUGUCCUUUGAUUUUUGUGGGUAAAACACAACUUCUUGCUUACUAAAUAUAUAUGUCUGUGCCUUUAUACCCAUAUCUCUUCUGAGCUCAAGGCAAGGAAGAAACCUCAUCCUCAUUCUUUCCACAGCUUCUCUAAGCUCCAACCAUCAAUGGCUACCCAGGUACAAUCUGCAGUUUCUGUCCUUUUAGUCCUUAACCUUGUACUUUACUUCAUCAUCACCGUCAUCGCUUCGUGGGCUGUAAAUCACGCAUUGGAGAAAUCUUUUGAAUCAGCAUCAACAUUGACAUUGCCAGCUCGGUUGUUUCCUAUAUACUUCCCGUUUGGAAACAUGGCGACGGGGUUUUUUGUUAUCUUCUCCUUGAUUGCUGGGGUCGUGGGAAUGGCAUCAUCAGCCACAGGAAUCACUAAUGUCACAAAAUGGAAUUCCUCAAAUAUUCACACAGCUUCUGUUUCCUCUCUUGCAACUUUUGCUGUUACUAUACUUGCUAUGGGAUUUGCAUGGAAAGAAAUUGAACUUGGUUGGACAGAUUCAAACUUGAGGACUUUGGAGGUUAUAACAAUCAUCACAAGUGCAACUCAGUUGUUAUGCACAGGUGCUGUUCAAAUUGGAGUUGAGGAGAUGAUUGUGGCUGAAAAGCGAGUUCAAGGAAGGGUUUGAAUCAAACCAAAAAUAUUUCUUUCUAAAGGAAAAAAAAAAAGUCAUCUUGUAAUUUAAACACUUUUGAUUUUUUUUUUUCAUUUUUUUUCAAAAUUUCAUGUAUUAAUUUCGUGUGGAUUUGUGUCAUCUAUCACACUUGUAUUUGUUCUCCUUUUCCAUUUUAAAUUUUAUGACAUGUGAGCUUGAAAAUGCAACAAAUUAAUAAUUACAUGAUUGAAGAUUGGGUCA
This is a messenger RNA of Cucumis melo (muskmelon), 1124 nucleotides long. Its product is annotated as membrane protein PM19L. NCBI's taxonomy places the organism in Eukaryota, Viridiplantae, Streptophyta, Magnoliopsida, Cucurbitales, Cucurbitaceae. The coding region runs from base 387 to 896 and encodes 169 amino acids. The record is from RefSeq and is a predicted model, not a curated record. The transcript has 4 exons.